Molecule: messenger RNA, 3637 nt
Organism: Artibeus jamaicensis (Jamaican fruit-eating bat)
Lineage: Eukaryota; Metazoa; Chordata; Mammalia; Chiroptera; Phyllostomidae
Gene: WFIKKN2
Product: WAP, follistatin/kazal, immunoglobulin, kunitz and netrin domain containing 2
Exons: 3
Coding region: 533-2356 (607 amino acids)
Biological process (GO): negative regulation of transforming growth factor beta receptor signaling pathway
Cellular component (GO): extracellular region
Molecular function (GO): serine-type endopeptidase inhibitor activity; transforming growth factor beta binding; receptor antagonist activity
Source: RefSeq, a predicted model, not a curated record
GCUGCCUCACAGUGAGCCUGCGUGUCCUGGAGCCAGCUCCCCCAAAGCACAUGCCAUUUCUGGCCCUUGAAGGGGUUAAAGGCCUCCUGGAGUCAAAAACAAGCAGGUGUCCCACCGUGCCAGAUACGCCGCCUAAACUGCUUCCAGCUUUUUUUUUUCCCCUUCUGCAACAAGUCUGUGAUCAGCCACGGGACAGAGGAGCCGGCAGCCUGCCUGUGACAGGCGUCAGGUUAGCUUGCUCCCACUCGGGUGGUGCCCAGGGGAUAAAUCCAGGCCGGGCCCCUGCUGGGGCUCCUCUCCCCGCACACUCGGGAGAGGGGAUCUCCUUGCAAAACCUUUCUUUUCUCUGAAGCCGCACAGCCCAGCGGGCUCCACUGACUUGGUGCAGGCAGCCGCGGCCCUACCAGCAGCAAGGAGGCCUGCCGGCGGGGCGGUGAGGGCAGGUGUCUGCGGCCCCCGAGGAGAAAGCCCUGGUGGGCCCCAGCCCCUGGCAGCGUCACGGGGGAGAUCUCUGGCCGCUGCAGACCGCACCAUGUGGGCCCUGGGGUGCCACCAGUUCCGGUCCCGCUGGGGGCAGGUGGCAGUGCUGCUGCUGCUGCUCAAGGUGCCCCCGAGAGGCCUGGCCCUGCCGCCCAUCCGCUAUUCCCAUGCUGGCAUCUGCCCCAACGACAUGAACCCCAACCUCUGGGUGGAUGCCCAGAGCACCUGCAAGCGGGAGUGUGAGACAGACCAGCGUUUGCUGUGGUCUCUUCAGUUCGGCCAGGGCACCCUCACCCCAACGGGAAAAAGACAAAAAGGCAUUUGUUCCUACACGGACCUCAUCUCUGGGCACAAGGAGUGUGAGACCUACGAAAAGUGCUGCCCCAACGUGUGUGGGACCAGGAGCUGUGUGGCAGCCCGCUACAUGGACGUGAAAGGAAGGAAGGGCCCGGUGGGCAUGCCCAAGGAGGCCACGUGUGACCACUUCAUGUGCCUGCAGCAGGGCUCGGAGUGUGACAUCUGGGACGGCCAGCCCGUGUGUAAGUGCAAGGAUCGCUGCGAGAAGGAGCCCAGCUUCACCUGCGCCUCCGACGGCCUCACCUACUACAACCGCUGCUACAUGGACGCCGAGGCCUGCUCCAAGGGCAUCACGCUGGUCGUGGUCACCUGCCGCUACCACUUCACCUGGCCCAACACCAGCCCCCCGCCGCCGGAGACCACCGUGCAUCCCACCACAGCUUCCCCGGAGACCCCCGGGCUGGACAUGGCGGCCCCGGCUCUGCUCACCCACCCUGUGCACCAGUCGGUUUCCGUGGGGGAGACGGUGAGCUUCCUCUGUGAGGUGGUGGGCCGGCCCCGGCCCGACAUCACCUGGGAGAAGCAGCUGGAGGACCGAGAGAACGUGGUCAUGAAACCCAACCAUGUGCGUGGCAAUGUGGUGGUCACCAACAUCGCCCAGCUGGUCAUUUAUAAUGCCCAGCUGCAGGACGCUGGCAUCUACACCUGCACAGCCCGGAACGCUGCCGGCGUCCUGCGCGCUGACUUCCCACUGUCGGUGGUUAGGGGCGGGCAGGCUGCAGCCACCGCGGACAGCAGCCCCAACGGCACGGCUUUCCCCGCUGCCGAGUGCCUGAAGCCCCCCGACAGUGAGGACUGUGGCGAGGAGCAGACCCGCUGGCACUUUGACGCCCAAGCCAACAACUGCCUCACCUUCACCUUUGGCCAUUGCCACCGCAACCGCAACCACUUUGAGACCUACGAGGCCUGCAUGCUGGCCUGCAUGAGCGGGCCGCUGGCCGUGUGCAGCCUGCCUGCCCUGCAGGGGCCCUGCAAGGCUUACGCACCACGCUGGGCCUACAACAGCCAGGCGGGCCAGUGCCAGUCCUUUGUCUACGGCGGCUGCGAGGGCAAUGGAAACAACUUUGAGAGCCGGGAGGCCUGCGAGGAGUCCUGCCCCUUCCCCUGGGGGAGCCAGCGCUGUCAGGCCUGCAAGCCGAGGCAGAAGCUCGUCACCAGCUUCUGUCGGAGCGACUUUGUCAUCUUGGGCCGAGUCUCUGAGCUGACCGAGGAGCCUGACUCGGGUCGCGCCCUGGUAACCGUGGACGAGGUCCUGAAGGACGAGAAGAUGGGCCUCAAGUUCCUGGGCCGGGAGCCGCUGGAGGUCACUCUGCUUCACGUGGACUGGACCUGCCCCUGCCCCAACGUGACGGUGGGCGAGACGCCCCUCAUCAUCAUGGGGGAGGUAGACGGUGGCAUGGCCAUGCUUCGGCCCGAGAGCUUCGUGGGGGCGUCCAGCACCCGUCGGGUCAGGAAGCUGCGUGAGGUCAUGCACAAGAAGACCUGCGAGGUCCUCAAGGAGUUCCUGGGCUCACACUGAAGCCCCCCCUCCCCUGGUCCCUCCCUGGCCCUCUCCCACCUACCCACCCUGACGCCUCUCCGAGAACUGGGCAAGGUCACAUUUGACAGUCUGAGGCCAGCAGAGGAAUAUCCAUCAGAGGGUCUUGGAUCAACUUCUAUUCUUUGGGCUCAAUAAGGGGUUCAUCUCUUUUUUAGCUGAGGGAGACAAAAGAAGUCAGUAAACACUUGCAAAUUAUCCCUGACGACCAACCCGCUUGGGCGCCAUUAUCCUCUCCUUGCCGGCCACCGCUACCCCUGGCUCUCCCAGCCUCCCAGGCACUGAGCGAUCUAGAGGGAAGGGGCUGCAUGGUGGAACCAUGCAAUGAACUGGUUUGCAAAAGGCAUGGUGGGCAGAGAAAGGAGGGUCUGGGGACUCAGGGGACAAAUUCCCCGCAGCCCCCUAGAUGGCUCUGAGCAGAGAUCACUUCAUGUGGGGAGUCAUGGGAAGGGGGAAGCAGGGGGCGUGGUCUGCCUGGCACCCAGGUGGUGCUGAGCGGAACGCAGGUAGUCAGGUGCCCUCGGGUGGUGGGUGGUCAGGUGGCACUUUGAUCAAGUUGCCCUGUGGUCUCUGAGGCCACCAGCAGGAUACAUGUUUCUCAUGUCCCCUUGGCUUUAUCGAUUGGCUUGUGGCUUGUUGAUUUGUUAAUUCAGUUCUGUUUGGUCCAACUCAACAGACAUCUUCUGGCCAUUUAGCAGGUGCCAAGUGCUGGGGCCACAGAGAGCUGUCAGCCACUGCCCAGCUCACAGGCCAGCCCCAGCCGCCCCCCUCCCCCGUGGCAGACCCUGGGUGUCCCUCCCAGCCAUCAGAUGGUCCCAUUUGACAGUCCGUAUGCGUCUAUCUGUCACUGGCUUCCUUUAAAAUGAAGCAGAUAGAAGCCCCAGGAUCUGUUUUGGUAGGAAGAGAAAGAAAGGAGAAGGAAAAGCAGGCAGGGAGAGGGCCGGGGAUGGAAGGAGAAGGGCGGGAGGGUCGGCAGGCUGGGGAAGGGAAGGAAUGCUGCUCGGUGCUCCCAUCUGGUGGCAGCCUCUGGCAGGGGACAGCAGGUCUGGGGAUGUGGCAGCCAGUCGCCGAUUUUUCUGCUUGGACUUCCGGUGCAGCUCCGGCCGCCCACCCCUAGACAGAGGAUUCGGGAAACCCACCGGCAGCUCUAGCCCCGCCCCCUAGUCCCUCCUCAGCCCUUCAUUCUGCCCAUGCCCCUCCCAAACUGAAGGUCAUUGUGGGGUGUCCUCAUUUCUUCCUCAGACGUAGGGAGGAAGAUACCAA